Molecule: messenger RNA, 1077 nt
Organism: Sclerotinia borealis F-4128
Lineage: Eukaryota; Fungi; Ascomycota; Leotiomycetes; Helotiales; Sclerotiniaceae
Source: the annotation of a GenBank genome assembly
AUGGCAGAAACAGCAGGAAAAAGUAACAAAUCUUUCGUUCUCGAGAAGCCUUUCUCUGUGAAAUUCGAAGAACGACCAGUUCCAAAGCUUGAAUCUGAACACGAUGUUCUUAUUGCCAUAAACUAUACCGGUAUCUGUGGAUCAGAUGUUCAUUACUGGGUUGAGGGAGCUAUUGGUUCAUAUGUUGUGAAGGAUCCCAUGGUAUUAGGACACGAAUCAUCAGGUACCAUAGUAACUGUAGGAUCGUUGGUCAAAACUCUCAAAGUUGGCGAUCGUAUUGCUCUCGAGCCUGGUUAUCCAUGUCGUCGCUGUCCUUCCUGUCUUUCCGGUCACUACAACCUCUGUCCGGAAAUGCACUUCGCAGCUACUCCCCCGAUCGACGGAACUCUCACUGGAUUUUAUUCGUCUCCAGCAGACUUCUGUUACAAACUCCCCGACCAUGUCUCACUUCAAGAAGGGGCUUUAAUUGAGCCCCUUGCCGUAGCAGUCCAUAUCUGCAAACAAGCAGUAAUCACUCCAGGACAAACUGUUGUUGUGAUGGGGGCAGGUCCUGUCGGUUUGUUAUGUAUGGCAGUAGCUCGUGCAUAUGGAGCAUCGAUUAUUGUCGCAGUUGAUAUCCAGCCUAACCGUCUCGAAUUCGCGAAAACCUUUGCCGCUACCCACACCUUCACCCCUCGACGCGUCUCCGCCGCAGAGAAUGCUUCCAACCUGAAAUCAGAAGUCGGACUUGUAGAGGGCGCGGAUAUCGUGAUUGAUGCAUCGGGAGCGGAACCCUCCAUCCAAGCUUCUAUAAAUGUCGUACGUCGUGGAGGAACAUAUGUCCAAGGUGGAAUGGGCAAGCCAGAUAUUAAUUUCCCAAUCAUGGAGUUGUGCACCAAGGAAAUUACAGCCAAAGGAAGCUUCAGAUAUGGAAGUGGAGAUUAUGCUUUGGCGGUACAAUUGGUGAGUACUGGAAUGGUGGACGUGAAGAAGUUGAUUACUGGAGAAGUCCAGUUUGAGGAUGCUGAGGAGGCUUUCAAGAGUGUGAAAGCAGGAAAAGGUAUCAAGGUUCUGAUUAAGGGUCCAAAUGAGAAAUAA